Molecule: messenger RNA, 1369 nt
Organism: Nematolebias whitei (Rio pearlfish)
Lineage: Eukaryota; Metazoa; Chordata; Actinopteri; Cyprinodontiformes; Rivulidae
Gene: chchd3a
Product: coiled-coil-helix-coiled-coil-helix domain containing 3a
Exons: 10
Coding region: 170-1183 (337 amino acids)
Biological process (GO): inner mitochondrial membrane organization
Cellular component (GO): mitochondrion; MICOS complex
Source: RefSeq, a predicted model, not a curated record
GUCAUGCUAAGGAAGCUCCGCUAGCACAGACCUUAUAAAACUGGAGUUUGGGCCUCAGUUUUACCUGGCUUUAAAGUGAACAUAACAAAAUCAAAGUGGAUGUCUAUAUUUCACAUUACAAGUGACCUAUAUAACGGGUUCUUGUAAAAACUUCUUCGGUUCGACAAUCAUGGGAGCGAACAACAGUACCCGGCGAGUGUCAUUCGAGUCCGACGAGAACGAUAAUAUUACAGUUGUGAAGGGCAUACGGCUUUCUGAAAAUGUCAUCAAACGGAUGAAAGAACCUGUUGCUCCUCCAAAACCGAAACAUGUUCCUACUUCCACAACUUCUGUGUCGCCAAACCUCACUCCAUCUCCCCUACUGCAGCCCAUACCUCAGUAUCUUGAUCCACUCACCUCCUUGUCACCUCCUCCUCUUGUUGUUCCUGCUCCAGCUGCCACAGAGACUGUGGUUGCACCUCCUCCUCGACCUCCCACAGAACAGCCCACAGCGGGUCCAUUAUCACCUGCUCCAGUCCCCGAGCCAGUGGCAAGGCCUGAGUCAAGUCCAGUUCCACCACCUGCUGCAGCACCAGCAGUGGAUGAGGAGGCCCUGAGGAAGAAGAUUGCUGAUGAGCUGAAGAAAAGCUUGGAGCAAGAAAGGGCUAAAGCCGAGCAAGAGAUGCAAGCAUGGUUUCAUGCAGAGAAGGCUCGAGCAUCAGCACAAGCUCAGGCUGAAACCCAAUCACAAGUCCAGGCUGAAGUGUCCAGGAUGUUGUCUGCAGAGAGAGCCUUGACCCAAGAGAGCCUCCAGCAGGCCAUUUUAAGAGAAAGGAUCACCAUUGAGGAUGAGAGGCUCCGAGCUCAGCUACUUGAAAUUGAAUGGAAGGCCAAGCAUCUGGAAGCCAGGGAAGCAGAUCUAAAGAAACAGGAUGCUUUCUACCAAGAUCAAGUGGCCCGACUGGAGGACAGGAGUGCACAGUGCUACAAGGUCACCACUGAAAACUAUAACAAAACUGUAGAUCAACUGAAAGCCAAGUUCAAGAGGUAUGAGGUGUAUCCUGUGUGUGCAGACCUUCAGGGCCAGAUCCUAGCAUGCUACAAAGGAAACGUUGGAAAAACCUUGAAUUGCUCCAACAUCGCAGCUCUUUACCUUCAGUGUGUUAACAAUGCCAAACAGAACAAGCUGAGGACCGGGGGAUAAGGAUAAGAAAGAGAACGAAGGAGCAAUGCAGAGUAUAUUGGGAGGGGUUGUUGAUUGACGGACUGACACAAUAAACUGGAAGAAUGAGUCAGCACCAAGACACACACCUUCAAAACCCUUUGGAGAACCAAACCAGACUGGAGGCACUGCACACAAGGAGAGAGAAAUAAACACCUUAAUUUCUCA